Molecule: messenger RNA, 1457 nt
Organism: Ectocarpus siliculosus
Lineage: Eukaryota; Phaeophyceae; Ectocarpales; Ectocarpaceae
Source: the annotation of a GenBank genome assembly
UUACCUCACGGUCAUCCCAGCAUCAACCAAAGCUCAUCACCAAUCCAAAACAGAGAGAGAUAUGAAGACUGCUUGUGCUAUGGCGGCUGGUGUUGCGGCGUGCGCUGCGACGGCGUCAGCGUUUGUUGCUCCUAGCGCGUUCAAGGGAGCGUCGUUGACCGCCGCGAAGCCCGCGUCCUCGUCGAUGAAGAUGUCCUUCGAGACCGAAAUCGGAGCCCAGGCGCCCAUCGGCUACUGGGAUCCCCUUGGGCUCCUCACCAAGGACCCCUCCCAGGAGCGCUUCGACCGCCUCCGGUACGUGGAGAUCAAGCACGGCCGCAUCGCGAUGCUCGCCAUCCUCGGCCACAUCACCGCCCAGAACUUCCGCUUCCCCGGCAUGCUCGCCCCGUCCGCGGACCUCUCGUUCGCCGACUGCCCCAACGGGCUCGCCGCCAUCUCCAAGAUCCCCCUGUACGGCCUGAUCCAGAUCUUCCUUUUCAUCGGGUUCCUUGAGACCAAGGUUAUGUUGCAGAAGGAGGGGUCCUUCCCCGGAGACAUGUCGCUCAUCAACCCCUUCGAGAAGGAGUGGGAGUCGUGGACGGAGGAGGAGCAGGCCACCAAGAGGGCGAUCGAGCUCAACAACGGCCGCGCGGCGCAGAUGGGCAUCCUCGGCCUGAUGGUGCACGAGCAGAUCAACAACACCCCCUACGUGAUCAACGAAAUCCUCGGCUCGCACGUCCAGUUUAACUAGAGCGGAGGGAGGACCAGCCGGCCACCCCGCAUGCUGUCGUUUAUUUUUCGUGCUGGGGGCGUUUUAAAUUUUUGCUCGAAUUGAGGAAUGGGAAUAUGUUUGGGAGACGAUAAGAAACAACGUGCAGUGUGUUUUGGCGAAAUUCCCGGCAGAUGGUAGUUCGUCGACACAGACGGCAAGUCUCUUGUUCCAUUUUUGUCGUUCGGUUAUUGCCGUGAGAGCGGUUUUCUACAGGAGAGCAGGUGGAGCGGGGAUCCCCAGUCCUUCCGACUUUUUUGCGUUUGUUUGCGUUUAGAGUCUGACCGCGUAUAGUUGAAGAUGCCCGCGUCCUGGGCGUUGUUUGAUUGAUUAGUGGCUACACGGUCCGCUUUUCUGUGACGUCAUUUUGUGCAGGUCUAUAGAGAGGCGUGUGCUGGUUAACUCGCCGCUUACCCUUUUUUGGCACCUCACGAAAAGAGUGAAAACCCCAAAACUUGUUGGCUCUUGUUUAUCCCGCAUUUUGUCGGGCUUGCUGAAUGCGCACUCGAGACCCCAACGAAAACCAGAGAUCGGGGUCGAUUUUUCGACAUAUAAGUUGCGGUAUGAAGCGAGCAACAUGCCUCGCUGCAGCUCGCUCCCACGAGCUUUUAAGUAGUGGCUCCUCAUGCGUGGGAGGAGUUCCUCUCGCUCAAGUCUUGUUCGCUUCGCGUUUUCAUCUUCCAUCGAGGGAAUCCGUUCCUCUCUCCUU